Racocetra persica is the source of this 612-nucleotide messenger RNA. NCBI's taxonomy places the organism in Eukaryota, Fungi, Glomeromycota, Glomeromycetes, Diversisporales, Gigasporaceae. The record is from the annotation of a GenBank genome assembly.
ACAAUGUAGACUGGCUUCUUGGCAAAGCCCCUGAUUACUCAAAAGCCAAUGCACUUUAUGAAAAGGAACGUUCUAAGGUUCAUACUGCAGGGUCGCUUGAGGAUCUUGUAACAAAUCUUGUAAAAAAUUGGGAAAAAGAAGCCUCUCACAAAACCAAGGCUGAACAAUGGCGCACGAUUGAUCAUAAAGUUUACAAGUUCUCUACAAACGGUGGCCCUUGGUCAACUGCAGAAGAUAUGUUAAAAAUUGGAACUUACAAUGCACUUAUUGGCGAAUCAGAAUUCUAUUCAGCGAGCCGUUUAGGCUUUGAAGAGUCUCACCAAGUAUUCCGAAAUUCUUUGAACUCUGGUUUUGCAUGGGAAGUUCUCGAAGUCUAUUCUGGCCCUCCAAGAGUUACUUUUAAAUGGCGUCAUUGGGGCAAGAUGUCUGGUGAACUUAAAUGCCCGAUGCGUAAUGGGAAAACACUGGUGGCCAAACCAACCAAUGAAGUGGUACAAAUCUUUGGAGUUACUGUUGCAACGAUUACUGACAAAUAUCAGAUAACUUCUCUUGAAACCUUUUAUAAUCCUGCUGAUCUCAUGAACCAAAUGGCCAAAAACUGCCCACUUGCCG